Molecule: messenger RNA, 2042 nt
Organism: Tachysurus vachellii
Lineage: Eukaryota; Metazoa; Chordata; Actinopteri; Siluriformes; Bagridae
Gene: gpia
Product: glucose-6-phosphate isomerase a
Exons: 17
Coding region: 99-1760 (553 amino acids)
Biological process (GO): glycolytic process; glucose 6-phosphate metabolic process; gluconeogenesis
Cellular component (GO): cytosol
Molecular function (GO): monosaccharide binding; glucose-6-phosphate isomerase activity; carbohydrate derivative binding
Source: RefSeq, a predicted model, not a curated record
AGCUACUUCCUACUGAAGCUCCUCUGUUACACUGACCUCUCUGUCAGCUUUAACAUCCGAUUGACUUUAGAUAGAAUCUCUCCACGAAUCUCCUCAUCAUGGGGCUGACAAAGGAUCCUAACUACAAGAAACUGGAGCAAUGGUACAAAUCAAACGCCGGAACCUUGAACAUGAGAGAGAUGUUUGAUGAAGACAAGGACAGGUUCUCAAAAUUCAGUGUAACCCUUGAGACUGAUGACGGUGACUUACUUUUGGAUUAUUCAAAGAAUCUCAUCAAUGAAGAUGUUCUGAAUUUGCUGCUGGACAUGGCGAGGUCACUGGGAGUGGAGGCAGCCAGGGAGCGCAUGUUUGCUGGAGAAAAGAUCAACUUUACUGAGGGCCGAGCUGUUCUUCAUGUUGCCCUGAGGAACCGCAGUAACACCCCAGUCCUGGUGGAUGGGAAAGAUGUCAUGUCUGAGGUGAACAGAGUCCUGGAGAAAAUGAAGGGGUUCUGCCAUAGAGUGCGCAGUGGAGCAUGGAAAGGCUUCAGUGGUAAAGCCAUCACUGAUGUUGUGAACAUUGGCAUUGGUGGAUCUGACCUGGGUCCGUUGAUGGUGACCGAGGCUCUGAAGCCUUAUUCUAAAGGUGGCCCAAAUGUCUGGUUCGUGUCCAACAUUGAUGGGACACACAUGGCUAAGACUUUAGCUCAGCUGAAUGCAGAAACCACCCUCUUUAUUAUUGCAUCCAAGACUUUCACCACACAGGAGACAAUCACUAACGCCGAGUCAGCUAAGGAAUGGUUCCUGCAGACAGCCAAGGACGCUUCUGCUGUGGCCAAACACUUUGUGGCUCUCUCCACCAAUGCGCCCAAAGUGAGAGACUUCGGUAUCGACACGGAGAACAUGUUUGAGUUCUGGGAUUGGGUUGGUGGCCGUUAUUCGCUGUGGUCUGCUAUUGGUUUGUCUAUCGCUCUGCACGUAGGGUUCGACAACUUCGAGCAGCUUCUAGCCGGUGCCCACUGGAUGGAUAAACACUUCUGCUCAGCUCCACUGGAGAAGAACGUUCCUGUGCUGCUUGCCUUGCUCGGUGUUUGGUACAUCAACUUCUUCCAGGCUGAGACUCAUGCUAUGUUGCCCUAUGACCAGUAUAUGCACCGCUUUGCAGCUUAUUUCCAGCAGGGUGACAUGGAGUCUAACGGAAAGUACAUCAGCAAGAAUGGAACCCGUGUGAACUACCACACAGGACCAAUCGUAUGGGGAGAACCGGGGACAAACGGCCAGCAUGCUUUCUACCAGCUCAUUCACCAAGGAACUCGUAUGAUUCCAGCUGACUUCCUCAUACCUGCUCAAUCUCAGCAUCCAAUCAGGGAUAAUCUGCAUCAUAAGAUCCUGAUGGCCAACUUCCUGGCUCAGACGGAGGCUCUGAUGAAGGGAAAGACAACGGAUGAAGCCAGAAAGGAGCUGGAGGCUGCUGGCAUGAGCGGCGAUGCUCUGGAGCGACUUCUGCCACAUAAAGUAUUCCAAGGAAACAAGCCAAGCAACUCGAUCAUCUUCAAGAAGUUGACACCUUUCAUGCUGGGAGCCAUGAUUGCCAUGUAUGAGCACAAAAUCUUUGUGCAAGGUGUGAUGUGGAAUAUCAACAGUUAUGACCAGUGGGGUGUGGAGCUGGGUAAACAGCUGGCUAAGAAGAUCGAGCCUGAGUUGCAGGACGAUUCGGAGGUCCACACUCACGACUCCUCCACCAACGGGCUCAUCGGCUUCUUCAAGAAAAAUCGUGCAUGAGUUUCUCACUCAGACCCUCUACAGCACCUCUCUGAUGUAGUUUUGGUCUAACACAAGAAGAAUAGCACUUUCAUAUGUAAUCAUUGUCUGUUUGCUGGUCUUUGUGCAUUGUGAGAUUUGUCUGUAUUCUUUUGCUUGUUCUAACCUGUAAAAGGAAUCUUCAUUCCUGUAUGCACUGCGAGGUCUGGAACGCUGUAACUCCCCCCUCACCCUUCUCUUCCUACACGCUUUCCCAUCUGCUUGGUCAAAACCAGCUGGUCAAAAUAAAGAUCUUAUUUAUCA